AUGCCGCGGCGCGCCAGGCCGGGGUCCUCCAGCGCGCCGACGACGGUCGCGUCGAUGGGGUCCUGGUUCUCGGUGCGCGACGCUCGCGCCGCGUGCAGGAUCACGUCGCCGGCGUCCAUCCCCGGCGCGAAGACCUCGACCAACUUCCGGUCGAUGAUGAGCUUGUUCAGCGUCAGCGUGCCCGCUUCGUCGCUGCAGAGGAUGUCCAUUCCGGCCAGCUCCUCGAUGGUUGUCAUGCGCUUGGUGAUGGCGUCCUGCGCCGCGAGGCGGCGCGCCCCGAUGGCCAUCGUGACGAAGAGCACGGUGGGCAUGGCGAUCGGGAUGCCUCCGAUGAGCAGCACGAGCAGAUUGUCGAUGCCAUCAUGGUAG
This is a messenger RNA of Marchantia polymorpha subsp. ruderalis, 369 nucleotides long. NCBI's taxonomy places the organism in Eukaryota, Viridiplantae, Streptophyta, Marchantiopsida, Marchantiales, Marchantiaceae. The record is from the annotation of a GenBank genome assembly.